Molecule: messenger RNA, 1776 nt
Organism: Pestalotiopsis fici W106-1
Lineage: Eukaryota; Fungi; Ascomycota; Sordariomycetes; Amphisphaeriales; Sporocadaceae
Exons: 2
Coding region: 1-1776 (591 amino acids)
Cellular component (GO): Golgi apparatus
Source: RefSeq, a predicted model, not a curated record
AUGGCUCGCAUUCAGAUUCCUCUCGACGCCUUGACGUCGCGUCUCAACAUUGGCGACCGGUUCGAUGGCUUCCGCAACACCUCCCUGUCCAGCAGAUUCUCGAACCUCCGCCCUGUCGGCGAGUUCCUCGACUUCAAGCGUCUGUCCAAGCCUGCCAACUUCUCUGAGAUGCAGUCGCGAGUCAACUACAACCUGGGCCAAUUCUCCAGCAACUACAUGGUUGUCUUCUUUGUUCUCAGCAUCUACGCCCUGGUCACGAGCCCGCUCCUGUUGUUCGACAUCGUCCUGCUCUUUGCUGGUCUGUGGAUUCUUGGGCGUCUGAAUGGUCAGGAUCUUGUCAUCGGAACCUUCCGUGCUACUUCCUCGCAGCUCUACACCGGUCUGUUUGUCACUGUUGCCAUCCUUGGUCUCAUUGCCCCGACUUUCAGCACGGUUCUUUGGUUGCUUGGUGCUAGCGGUGUUGUCAUUAUUGGACACGCCGCACUUAUGGACAAGCCUAUCGAUGAGGCUUUUUCUGGGGAGGCGUGGGGAAGACCAUCGAGGCGUGAGCGGAGAAAUUGGACGCCUCAAGAGGGGGUACACGAGUAUUGGGUUUCGGGGCAAAGAGUGGUGGAGGAGGUGGACAGUGAUGAUACGGAUACACAAGGCGCCGACCUGGCGCGAUCUGGCAACAGACGGUUUGCCAGUGAUCCCUUACGAUUUACCGGGGUCGAUUUGGGUAGAGACGGACGACAACGGAGAGUAUAUGCACACAGUGAAGGGGACGAGUCUACGGAGGAGGAUACAGAGGCGAGCUCUGACCAAGACAGCGAGGUCGACGAUCCCGCUACGUUGGAGCUGGAUAAUGCUCUGGUGCAAUCAGCCCUUUCUAGAAUACGGAGGGCUCAGGAGAAGGGCAAGCAAGACGUCAAGUUGAGCAAAGAAGAACUUAGGGCACUCGAGCGCAGACGAAAGCGACUUGAACAGGAAGCAAAAGCUAGACAACGACAAACUUCUGGCGGAAGCGACAAGCGGCGGAGAAAAGAACCACGAAUUGCUGUUCCGCUUUCACAAUUCGAUGCGCCACCUUCACAUAACACGAGAUCGAGCGCCGCAAGAUCAGAUGACACUCUUCCACGACACCCAUCUCCAGCUACAGCAAACAGUAAUCAAGGACGCGCCCCGCCAAUGGGGCUUUUCCCUCCCUCGAAUGGCCCGCGGACACGACCUCGAUCUGCAACUUCAUCUUCACAUCGUCAGUCUGGGAAUUCAUCGCCGUUUGAGUACAAUUAUGUCAAUACGCCUCCGACUCAACGGCAGGUGUCAGGGUCAUCUACGCGAUCAUCGUCAUCUCACCUUCCGUACCCAGAUGACGUUGAAUGGCGCCCUGCUUCAUCUUCUUCUCGCGAAUCUAGAGAUGUCCGAGAUCCAUUUGCCUACCAGACAUCCGGACCGCGCGCACCACCUAUUCCGUCUGGCGCUGCAGCCGCCAGACAAUUCUGGAUGGGUUCUCAAGGCGCAUAUGGUCACGGGCCUCGCGGACCUGUUCCAGUUGCAACUCGAGGCACACCUGGUAGCGAGACUAGUUCAGGGGGUGACGGCGAUACGACAAGCGACGAUCUCGGCAAUGGUGCGCAUAUCACCAGGUCUCGUACCAGGACUCCAGAUGCUGCCAUAGUCGUUGAGGAAGCAUCGCCAUCUCCAGAACGCGAGAGACAAAAAAGCAAGCGAUCUUCUCCUACCAAGCGGAAACCUGUUGGUGGCAGCGGAGGCGGAAGAAGACGGAAAAAGAACUGA